AUUUGAUAUGAAUAUGAUAAAUUGAUAGUUGUUUAUAUGGUGGAAACGUAAAUCUACAGUAAGAUUUUUUUGUUGAGUUGACUUUUCAGCAAAUUUGGCAUCUGGGUGUUGGGUCUUUUUCUAGGAAACUAGCUGUUUGUGUGUUUGGCUAUAAAAGCUGUGUCUGUUUGGUUGCUGAGAAAAUGUGGUUUAGGAAAGAGCAUGGGGCUAGAAGUAUAGAUUUUCCAUAAUCUGGGCCAGGCGAUUUAUGGGUUGGCCUUUGGUUGAGUCUGCACGAAUCAAGAGAUGGGCCCUUUUACCCUACAUUGUGCCCGUUGACUGUUGAUGGUGGACUUUUGUUGGAGAUUUUCCUUCACGCUGAGGGGUUUUCCACGUUAAUUGUCGUGUUCUUGUGUGAUUAUUUGGUGUUCCAUUCUGUUUGAUUCGCAGUUAUCAGUAUUAUUACAUUACCACAGUCGGGGAGACCUUUAUUUGUCGAUUAUUCAAUUUCCUGGGAGAAUUUGAGGAAUGAUAAAUUGAUGGGGAGCAAAGGAAACUGGUUUUCUUCAGUGAAGAAAGCUUUCAGCCCGGAGUCUAAGAAAAAGAAAGACCAGAAAUCAAAUAAAUCGAAGAAGAAAUGGUUCGGGAAGGAAAAACCGGAUGCUGUGGGUGCUCCAUCUUCAGAAACCGUCACGGUGCCUCAUCCUGUUCCUUCACCAGAAGAGGAGAAAUUAACAGAAUUGGAGGAUCGGCAAACUAAACAUGCUUACUCUGUUGCAGUUGCCACUGCUGCAGCAGCUGAGGCUGCAGCUGCAGCUGCUGAAGCUACUGCAGCAGUUGUUCGACUCACUUCUGCGGCUCAGUUAACAGGGAGAUCGAAAGAGGAAGUGGCAGCGAUCAAAAUUCAAACAGCGUUCCGUGGAUACCUGGCAAGGAGGGCAUUGAGGGCUUUGAGAGGGCUUGUCAGGCUGAAAUCAUUGGUAGACGGGCCUACUGCUAAACGCCAAACUGUGAAUGCUUUAAAAUGCAUGCAAACUGUAGGUCGCGUGCAAUAUCAGAUCCAGUAUAGAAGGAUCCGAAUGUCCGAGGAGAACCAGGCUUUCCAGAGACAGCUCCUUCAGAAACGUGCUAGAGAACUGGCGACUGUGCAGAUUGGGACAGAAUGGGAUUACAGCCUGCAGUCCAAAGAACAGAUUGAAGCAAGUCUACUGGGCAAGUAUGAGGCAACCAUGAGAAGAGAAAGAGCAUUAGCCUAUUCUUUCUCUCAUCAGCAAACCUGGAAGAAGUCUGCAAGAUCUGCAACUCUGAUGUUCAUGGACCCAAGCAAUCCUCACUGGGGUUGGAGUUGGUUAGAACGAUGGAUGGCAGCCCGUCCAUGGGAGCCCCCUGGCACAAACCUGAAAGAACUCAACCACGACCAAUCAUCUGUGAAAAGCGCCAGCCUCAGCACGGGUGGGGAAAUCACCAAAGCUUAUGCUCGUCACCUACUCAAUGCUGACAAGCCUUCCCCGGCUUCCAGCAAAAAGGCAAGUCGAUCUUCUAACCACCGGUCCCCUUCAACUCCCACAGCCAAGGCAUCAUCUUCAACUACAGCGAGGAAGGCGAAGCCAGCAAGCCCCAGAGGGAGUCUAUUCAGCCCAGAUGGCGAUGCCAGGAGUGUAUUCAGCCUGCAGUCAGAAAGGAACAGGAGGCAUAGCAUUGCGGGCUCCUCAGUCAGGGACGAUGAGAGCCUUGCCAGCUCGCCAGCAUUUCCAAGUUACAUGGCAGCCACUCAGUCUGCGAAAGCCAAAUCGCGGAUGCAAAGCCCAUUGGGCUUGGAGAACUGGACACCAGACAAGGAACCAGCUGGAGGUGCAAAGAAGCGGCUGUCUUUCCCAGCCUCCCCGGCUAGGCCAAGGCGGCAUUCUGGUCCCCCAACUGUUGACACCGGCUCCAUUGCUGCCACCAUCGCCAGAAAUGGAGCAGCCAGUUGAUUGUUUCUGAUAAGCUGCCUGGUAACUUACCAGAUCA
Diospyros lotus (date-plum) is the source of this 1989-nucleotide messenger RNA. Its product is annotated as protein IQ-DOMAIN 2-like. The transcript is spliced from 6 exons. Lineage: Eukaryota; Viridiplantae; Streptophyta; Magnoliopsida; Ericales; Ebenaceae. The coding region runs from base 519 to 1952 and encodes 477 amino acids. Gene Ontology annotation, molecular function: protein binding. The record is from RefSeq and is a predicted model, not a curated record.